CUGUUCCCUGGAAACAACCGGGUCAAACACUUUGGUUCCGCACAUCCGAUCGAUUUGAUAAACGAACUUAAUAUUCUUAAAAGUUUGUGAUUUAGAUAGUUUUUUUAAAAGUCAUUUAUUUAGAUACACAGAAACAACAAACUUGUAGCGUAGAACGGAGUACAUUUUAUUUUAAAAAAAGGACUGUUUGGAUUUUCUCACGCUUUUCACAUGCAUGUGAAUGGCCAGAGUUUACUUUAGUCAGUUAAUAAUCUAUUAACAAUUAAUAAUUUGUCAAUAAGAAGCAUUGUAACUAAAUUAUCAUGUAUUCAAGUAGGUUAAAUGCUCCCGAAUAUGACUAUGGGAGCGUGUAUGUUCGUGAAAAAGGAGAACUGCGCUUUGUAAACCCCACAGGAAAUGUGCCUCAGUACUCCAGACCUAAAUCAUCGUAUAAAUUAUUCGAUAAAGAUUUUUCAGUCCGACUCUGUAUUGACAGUUUCCCACCCGCCAAAUGUAGAAAGAGAAACGAUCACUUCGUCUUCACCUACAACCACGAAGGGAGUCUGCGCUACACGGCCAAAUCGCUGCUCGAUAUAUCGUUACUGUUUAUCGCCGAUAAUAUUGAACAUGUCGAUUCCCUGAUCGGUUUCCCCGAGCAAAUGGCUGACAAGUUGUUCACAGCGGCUGAGGCGAAACAGAAAUUUGUAGAGCCUUCUACCUCUGCAAGGGGGUUACAGGUCUUUAGCGAGGCCUACGGAGAACUUGUGUUAAAGUCGCUGUGUUUGAGAGACAGGUCUCUCUUGCUGUCAGAAAGGAUGGAAGAGAUUCGAAUAUUUCAUUGUUUGGAAACUCUGGAUCUUCACGGAUGCAGGUUAGGAGACAGCCAUGACUUUUUCAGUCACCUAACAUCAGAGGCUUGUUCCAGGCUUGUAAAGUUGUUCUUGGGAGCAAACUGUCUGUCGGAUAAAGGCCUGCAGAGACUGACGGCGCCGAUCAGAGUGAUGAAAAGAGGGCUGGAGAAUCUGCAACACUUGGACCUGUCGAGUAAUCCACUGACGGAGAAAGGACUCGGAUAUUUAACAUGUUUCCAGAAACUGCGUGAGCUGAACAUCUCUGACACGAAUGCCAAGGUGGACACACUGCUGAAGAGUUUCUUCAGGAAUAAGAUGUCGAUGGUCUUUUCAGCGUCACCGCUACAGACGUUCACACACUCGGAGUGUAAAACUGAGGGCUGGGCCGAGGAGGUAAUAAACCAGUGGGAAACAAAAGCUGCAGAAUUGCCCAAGAAAAACCCAAAGCCAAGAACAAACGCACUCCAGUUCUACGGAAGGGAGAAGUUUGUGCGAGAGAGUUUACGCUCUGCGUGUAACGAUUCCCAGCGUGAAGACAAGACGAGCGUCAUCCACUUUCACAAGCUGGACCGUCACACUCCGUCUCAACACAGCACGGAUACACACACACGCCUGAACACACCGUCUGGAAAGAAGAGGAAGUUCUCCACGGAAGAGGAGGAACACAUGAACACACACUCGGCAUCCAAGCGCUCUGCGUCUGUGUGUCCUUUAUCAGCUGAGGACUUGGACCUUCUCAACAGUUACUGACCAGCGUCUCUGCAUCAACACACACCGAUACACAAUGCAAUACGUGAAACGGGACGACUGGAGUUUUAUAAGUAUAAUAAAUAAAUGUUAUAACUGUAAUAAAUGUCUGAGGUUCUCACUAGGGCUUGUUAGAGAGGUGAUGUUAGUGGUGUCACUUUGCUUCCUGCUAUCUUCUUCCACUUUAGACUCUGCUGCCAUCAGAAUGUUACGUCAGAGACACAUCGCUGCUUUAAAAUACGAACGAUGCGGCGCGUAACGCUGAACAUGGCGGCUCUCAAGACGUUUCUACAACACACAAUGUUUAUCACAAUAUAUAGCUUUGCUCUCAAACUGAGCAAAACAGUAGUGUUACAUUUUAUUAAAAACAAAACAAACCUGUUUGAGGAUUUAUAUAAUGUCUACAAAAUUAAGAUUUUUUAAAAAAUAGUUUUAUUUAUAGGAAACUUUAAAAACACUGAAAAGGAGAAAA
Molecule: messenger RNA, 2049 nt
Organism: Pangasianodon hypophthalmus (striped catfish)
Lineage: Eukaryota; Metazoa; Chordata; Actinopteri; Siluriformes; Pangasiidae
Gene: lrrc42
Product: leucine rich repeat containing 42
Exons: 7
Coding region: 303-1580 (425 amino acids)
Molecular function (GO): protein binding
Source: RefSeq, a predicted model, not a curated record